Messenger RNA from Lodderomyces orthopsilosis Co 90-125, 861 nucleotides. RefSeq lists its product as uncharacterized. The transcript has a single exon. The record is from RefSeq and is a predicted model, not a curated record. NCBI's taxonomy places the organism in Eukaryota, Fungi, Ascomycota, Pichiomycetes, Serinales, Debaryomycetaceae. The coding region runs from base 1 to 861 and encodes 286 amino acids.
AUGACAAUGAUUGAAGAUAUUGGUAUUAAAGCAAGAGAGCCAAUCGCUCCUCAAACUACAAAAUUGAUGAUGGUUAUGCGUGAUAUUGGUGCUAAGAAAGAUCAUGAUGAUCAUGACACUGAUACUUCUGACGACGACCAUGAUAAUCAUAAAAAGCAAUCAAAGUCUACAAGAACUAAGAAAACCCAUAGUAGCAAAACUAAGACACACACACAGUCAAGGGCCACAAGAGUCCAUAGCCACGAGUCUGAUGAUAGUGACACUGACGAUGAUGAUGAUCAUCACAAAAAACAUCCAACAUCUUCAAAAACUAAAAAGAGUGGAAAAUCUAAAACCCACUCCCAUCAAUCGAGAACUACAAGGGUUCAUGACCACGAGUCCGAUCAUAGUGAUGAUAGUGAUGAUUCCGAUGACGAACGUGAUCAUGACAGAAAACACACACGUAGCAGAACAAAUGAACACCAUAAUGAUCAAUUGAGACCUAAAAUUGCACCUACAUUAACUACUAAAACAAUUGCUGCUAGAGACUUGGGGGGAAUGGGCAUCCCGGAAAUAACAUCUGUUUCUGAAUCAGAAAUGAAUGAUGUAGCAAUGGCUGUUACACCUUUGACUCAAAGACCAUGUAUUAGUAAUGUGGGAGUCAAUUCCUCAUCUUCCAAACCCGUGACUUGUAUUGCUGGUGGUAUUUUGGGCUUAAUGGUUAUCGUUUUAAUUACUUACAAGUUGAUUUCCCGGUACCGUUCACGUAGAGAAAACAAGCUCGAGGAGACUGUUUAUUAUGUUGGUUUACCUACCGAGACAACAGAAAUGGAGGAAUCAAGAGGAGCAAAGUUGAGCCCCAACAAUGAUGAAAAGAUAUGA